AUGGUGUACACGCCCAGCGCCUACCUCGUCACGGCGGCCGUAGCCCUCGUGAUCACGAAGAUGCAGCAGACGGCAGCUACGUCAAUGUACUACGACCCGGAAAUGGCCACCAACGCGACGGACGAGAUGGGGAGCAAGUUCCCCGGGCGUGGUGUGGAAAUGCCCAAGGAAGACUUGGCCUACACGGUGCACGUGGACCCGACGCUGCCGGACAUUACGUCCAUUUCGUCUGUGCCUGUGCAGUACCCGGACUUGCUGGGAAAAGCCUCGGUGGGCCCGGUCGAGCCGGUGUCGACCAAGGUCGGCACGGGCGUGCUGUCCCGUCCCCUGCCAUCGCUGGACGCCAACCAUGACGGCUACAUUGACGAGAUGGAGUUGGCGGCGGGGACGUUGCCUGCUGUCGUUGCGAAGACGCCGUUGUUGGACUUGGCGCACGGUGCGGCGAAGAACGCAUCCGACUGUGCCACUGGAUGGGAGAAGACCAAGCAGGAGGACGAGGACUCGAAGAAGAAUCGCCGGCUCGAGGAAAUUCACACCAGCCGACCCCUGACUCAACUGGCCAAUCACUUUGGCAAACCAAUGGUGACCAAGCUGGCAGACCUGCCGAUGGAAGGGUCGAAAACACACGCGCCUUGGCCGGGUCCGUACUGGGCCAUGGGUGGCGACAACAUCAAUGUCAACUGGACGAGGGAGAUCCUCAUGAGUCCGUCCGAGAAGUACGCCAAGGCGUUUGGUCUGGACGUGAAGACUGUCCAGGAUGGGGUCUCGCUCUCGCUUGGCAUUGACGGCGCGCCAUCCAAAGUCUUCUGCGAAGAGGCAAGCUUUUGCACGACCAACUACGGUCCUGACGUUAGUUGCGCUCGCCGUGCCCCGACGACCCAGGGCUUCUGCAUUGCAAAUUGGAACGGGGCGUGUCACGCCUGGGCACCCUGUUCCAUCAUGGAGGAAGAGCCGCGGUGUCCUGUGAUCUACAACGGCAUCACGUUCACGCCACUUGACAUCAAGGGGCUGCUGACAACGCUGUACGAUGAGUCGCGUGUGCCCAUGGUUCUCAUUGGUACUCGGUACUACAGCGAACCCGACUCGAAGGACGAGUACGGUCGUCACACGAGUCCCGCCUACCGUGACCUCAAUCCUGCCAUGUUCCACAUUGCUGCUGCCAACAUCUUGGGCAUCUUCCACCACUCGUUUGUGGUUGACAAGUCGGCGAACGGAGAGGUGUGGAACCAGCCCGUGCGUGGCUACAAAAUCUACGAGCAGACUAAUAUGACGCUGGAGGAGGCUGCCCAGACGUUUUACGGCCUCGAGAAGUACCCGUGGAACGCUGCUGCCAAGAGCAUUGUGUACAUCAAGAUGCGCCUGUCGUGGGUCAGUGAGUCGAACGAAGAGGGCAGCAUGUUGGAGACUCCCGGUAUGUUGGACAAGUACACCUCGGGUGAGUACUACAUAUACCUGCUUGAGAUCGACGGAGACGGAAACAUCAUUGGUGGCGAGUGGUUGUACGAAUCAAACGACAUCCACCCCGACUUCUUGUGGUUCCCCAAGGCAAAGCCGGCGCUUGACGUGGUCACCUCGUCGGGUCUGAGUUACUCCGACUUGAUCAUGCUUUUGGAAAAGUCGAUCGCGUGCAUUGGCCAGUAA
This is a messenger RNA of Hyaloperonospora brassicae, 1641 nucleotides long. The record is from the annotation of a GenBank genome assembly. NCBI's taxonomy places the organism in Eukaryota, Oomycota, Peronosporomycetes, Peronosporales, Peronosporaceae.